GGGUUUAAUCUUCUACUUGAGAUUUUAUGUCAUCACGGAGUUUUACGGGAUAGAAGGAUAUUCAUUGGCGUUUAGAAUGGCGUAUACUAGAUCGGCAACCGCGAGGCAGGUUUCUAUUUGCCGGCCGAAAGUUGCGAAUAAUUGUCAAGAUGACACUGUACUUUUAUUACACUGUAUCACCAAAAAUAUACUUAUACAUAGAAUCCCCCGAGUUUCUCAUCGUCGCGCUAGUUAUGCCUGAUAUUCCUUGUUUUGGGGGUUUCCUACUUGCUACUCCCUUUCCCGUACGUCUCUGCACAUUUGCGACCAUCCGCGCCCCAGUGAUGCAUUCUGAGCAAAGAAUAUCUAGGUCCUUACGGCCCAAUUUCGGGCUCUCGUCGUCUCCGCCGAUGUCUGUCAUUCCACUCUAUAAUCCGCCUCAGCCUCGUCUCAGGAACAGUCAUUUGCUCUACAUUUCAACCCAAACCAUCUGAUAUGCAACUCCCUUCCAGAAAACCCAAUCCCGGAAACAAACAACAUUGUUUCAGCAUGCCAUCAGAGUUUUACGUACGGAGCCGCGAGAUAGCAGAGAUGGGAUGGAUCAGGAAUAGCCG
Messenger RNA from Amorphotheca resinae ATCC 22711, 593 nucleotides. RefSeq lists its product as hypothetical. The coding region runs from base 150 to 473 and encodes 107 amino acids. The record is from RefSeq and is a predicted model, not a curated record. NCBI's taxonomy places the organism in Eukaryota, Fungi, Ascomycota, Leotiomycetes, Helotiales, Amorphothecaceae. The transcript has a single exon.